Pneumocystis murina B123 is the source of this 2013-nucleotide messenger RNA. RefSeq lists its product as hypothetical. Gene Ontology annotation, biological process: glycogen biosynthetic process. Gene Ontology annotation, molecular function: cation binding; hydrolase activity, hydrolyzing O-glycosyl compounds; 1,4-alpha-glucan branching enzyme activity. Bases 1 to 2013 code for a protein of 670 amino acids. The record is from RefSeq and is a predicted model, not a curated record. NCBI's taxonomy places the organism in Eukaryota, Fungi, Ascomycota, Pneumocystomycetes, Pneumocystales, Pneumocystaceae. Gene Ontology annotation, cellular component: cytoplasm. The transcript has 16 exons.
AUGGCUCUUGAAAUCCUACAUAUUGAUCCUUAUUUAAAGCCAUAUGAAAGCAUUUUACGCCGAAGAUAUGAUAUAUCUCAGAAGUUUCUUAGACAUUUUGAAGAAUCUGAAGGGUUAGACAUGUUUACAAGAAGUUAUGAACGAAUGGGAUUAAAUGUACAACCUAAUGGGGAUAUUAUAUACCGUGAAUGGGCUCCAAAUGCAAUUUUUGCGAGUCUUGUUGGAGAUUUCAAUUCGUGGGAUACGCAACUACAUCCUAUGUCGAAGAAUUCAUACGGUGUUUUUGAAAUAAUUGUACCAGCAGUAGAUGGAAAGGCUGCAAUUCUUCACGGAUCUCGUGUAAAAAUAUUUAUGAUAACAACAAAAGGUGAAAGAAUAUAUAGAAUUCCUGCUUGGAUUAGACGGGCAACACAAGAUCUUUCAGUAAGUUCAAUUUAUGAUGGGAUUUUUUGGAACCCAUCUCCUUAUAUAUUUCGUAAUAGUCGGCCACCUCCUCCGAAUGCACUGCGGAUUUAUGAAGUUCAUAUUGGUAUUAGCACAAACGAAAGUCGUAUAGGAACAUAUUCUGAAUUCAUACAAAAUGUUUUACCACGUAUUCGUUACCUUGGUUAUAAUACACUGCAACUUAUGGCUAUCAUGGAACAUCCAUAUUAUGCUUCUUUUGGCUAUCAAGUUACUAAUUUUUUCAGUGUUUCAAGUCGUUAUGGAACUCCAGAAGAGUUAAAAGAAUUAAUUGAUGCGGCCCAUGGUAUGGGUAUUACAGUUUUGCUUGACAUUGUUCAUUCACAUGCUUGUAAAAAUGUUGAAGAUGGAAUUAAUAUGUUCGAUGGGACUGAUCAUUUGUAUUUUCAUGGGGGUAAAAAAGGCAUUCAUGAGUUAUGGGAUAGUAGACUUUUUAAUUAUGGAAACUAUGAGGUGUUACGUUUUCUGCUUUCAAAUUUACGUUUUUAUAUGGAAGAGUUUUGUUUUGAUGGAUUUAGAUUCGACGGUGUAACAAGCAUAAUGUAUACCCAUCAUGGAAUUGGUGUUAGCUUUUCUGGAAAUUAUGAUGAAUAUUUUGGUCCUGAUGCUGAUGAUGAAGGAAUUGUAUAUUUAAUUUUGGCAAACGAAAUUCUUCAUAGAUUUUAUCCAUCAUGUAUUACAAUUGCUGAAGAUGUUUCCGGUAUGCCCGGACUAUGUAUACCUAUGUCUAUGGGGGGCAUUGGUUUUGAUUAUCGUUUAGCAAUGGCUUUACCUGAUAUGUGGAUCGAUCUUUUAAAAAAUAAAAAAGACGAAGAUUGGGAUAUGGGCAAUAUAUGUUAUACACUAACAAACCGAAGAUAUAUGGAAAAAUCUAUUUCAUAUGCAGAAUCUCAUGAUCAAUCACUUGUAGGCGAUAAAACAUUAGCAUUUUGGUUGAUGGACAAAGAAAUGUAUACUCAUAUGAGUCAUCUUUGUGAAAUGACACCUAUUAUUGAACGCGGGAUUUCAUUACAUAAAAUGAUAAGAUUGAUUACGCAUAGUUUGGGCGGUGAAGGAUAUUUAUGUUUCGAAGGAAAUGAGUUUGGUCAUCCUGAAUGGCUAGAUUUCCCUCGAGCAGGUAACAAUAAUAGUUUUCAUUAUGCAAGGAGACAAUGGCAUCUUGUCGAUGAUGAUUUAUUACGUUAUAAAUGUUUAAAUGAGUUUGAUAGAGCAUUGCAGCAUUUAGAGGAAAAAUAUCGAUGGCUUAAUUCACCUCAGGCAUAUAUUUCUUUAAAAAAUGAAUAUGAUAAAGUUAUUGUAUACGAAAGAGCUGGUCUUUUAUUUAUAUUCAAUUUUCAUCCAUACAAAAGUUUUCCUGAUUACCUCAUAGGUGUAGAUGUCGCUGGAACCUAUCAUAUUAUUUUAUAUACUGAUACUAAAGAAUUUGGUGGUGUAAAACAUAUUAAUCAAACUGUUCACUAUAAAACGAAUGAUUUUCCAUGGAACAACAGGAAGAAUUCUAUAAAAUGUUAUAUUCCUACACGAACUGCUAUUGUAAUGGCAUUAAUAUAA